Messenger RNA from Gasterosteus aculeatus aculeatus (three-spined stickleback), 5416 nucleotides. The record is from RefSeq and is a predicted model, not a curated record. Lineage: Eukaryota; Metazoa; Chordata; Actinopteri; Perciformes; Gasterosteidae.
AGCCUGGACACAGUCUGUUUGCCAUGCACUUUAUUUACAAGCACGAGCGAUAAACUAAAGCAUUUAUUUUGGAGAGAGCUCCGCUACACGGAACCAGCUCUUACAUUUGGUAGAAUUAUUGUGAUUUUUUUUUUUUUUUUUUUUUGCUGACAGACUAAGAGAGUUCAACUCACUACAGCACCACCAAUGAACAGUGAGAGAGACCUGCGCAUAUCGUCAGCAGCCGCUUCUCCAGCCUCAAGCUGAAAUUCGUCAGAGAUCACAGAGGAUUUUUUUCUCUCUCAUUCAGUCCGGCAAUAAAAUAUAUUCUCAAAAGUUUGAGGAUAUAGCCGGCGGACACCGACUGUAUCCUGACUCGUCUGCUCAGUGAAAGGUCCUCAUAUUGCAACUAUGUGUGGACGAAGCAGGACGGCCUUUCUGUUUCUGUGGGCUGGCUUGCUUGUCACCAACAGCGUACUGGGUGGGAAAAGCUCUGGGCAGAACGGCAUGACAGAUGAGCAGAAAGAUAACACAACAGUGUUCACCAAGAUCUUAGACAGUCUUCUCGAUGGCUAUGACAAUCGCCUCAGGCCAGGACUAGGAGAGCGUGUAACCGAAGUCAAGACUGACAUUUUCGUGACUAGUAUUGGACCCGUUUCGGACCAUGAUAUGGAGUACACCAUCGAUGUUUUCUUCAGACAGAGCUGGAAGGACGAACGGUUAAAGUUCAAAGGACCCAUGGCCGUGCUGCGUCUCAACAACCUGAUGGCCAGCAAGAUCUGGACCCCCGACACCUUCUUCCACAAUGGCAAGAAGUCGGUGGCUCACAACAUGACGAUGCCGAACAAGCUGCUGCGAAUCACAGAGGAAGGCACGCUGCUGUACACCAUGAGGCUUACAGUAAGAGCAGAAUGCCCCAUGCACCUGGAGGACUUCCCCAUGGAUGCCCACGCUUGUCCGCUGAAGUUCGGCAGCUAUGCCUACACUCAAGCUGAGGUGGUGUAUGUGUGGACCAGAGGGGCUGCCCAGUCCGUGGUGGUAGCAGAAGACGGGUCCAGAUUAAACCAGUACGAUCUGAUGGGGCAGAGUGUGGAUUCUGGUGUGGUGCAGUCCAGUACAGGAGAGUAUGUUGUGAUGACAACCCAUUUCCACCUGAAAAGGAAAAUUGGUUACUUUGUGAUCCAGACAUAUCUACCUUGCAUCAUGACAGUCAUCCUCUCCCAAGUGUCUUUCUGGCUCAACAGAGAGUCCGUCCCUGCCAGGACUGUCUUUGGAGUGACCACUGUCCUGACCAUGACCACUCUCAGUAUCAGUGCCAGGAACUCCCUCCCUAAGGUGGCCUACGCCACGGCCAUGGACUGGUUCAUCGCCGUCUGCUACGCCUUCGUCUUCUCAGCCCUCAUCGAGUUUGCCACAGUCAACUACUUCACCAAGAGGGGCUACGCCUGGGAUGGAAAAAGUGUUGUGCCAGAAAAGCAAAAGAAGAAGAAGGAGUCCCUCCUCAAGAAGAACAACACCACUGCCUACCCAGCUGCCACUGCUACGGCCUUCGCCCCCAAUAUCGCCAGAGACCCUGGAUUGGCCACUAUUGCCAAAAGCGCCCCGGCACCCCCGACUGAGCCUAAGGAGGAGCCGAAGCCCAAACCUCCAGAGGCCAAGAAGACCUUUAACAGCGUGAGCAAGAUAGACAGGAUUGCCAGAAUAGCCUUCCCGCUGCUCUUUGGAACCUUUAACUUGGUCUACUGGGCAACCUACUUGAAUAAGAAGCCCAAGUUGCAGGGGAUGGGUCCACACUAAUCCUACAUUUCAUUCCUUUAAUAUUAUACUUGUCUAAUUUUUUUUUUUCAUUUAUUUUCAUAUGCCUCUUGUUUAUUUUCUUUUUUUAGACAAACAUGGUGUCCAUGCUAGUUUGAACUCCCAGUUGUUGCAUUGCUUCUAUGUUUAUCUAAAAGUUUGAAGAUUUUGAAAAAACUAAAUAGAGAAAAAAAAUAAAGUUAGCUAUACAGACUUUUGAAAGGAUGUUGUUCAGGUCUUGGGUGAUGCUACUAAGAAAAUGCUACUAUAAAUAUAUAGCCAAGAGAAUGCUAUUCUACAACUCUACAUUGCCCAAACCUGUUGGUGGGCUUUUAUUUCUAUGUUUGUUUUCUUAUUUAUUUAUUUUUUCUUUUAUUUAAAAAUGGAAUCACAGACACGGUAAAAAGGCACUUGUGUAUAUGCAUGAGCAGGGCAUCUUCUUAUGUGUUUAUUUAUUAAUCAAGAUACACUGACCACACAUAGCUUAGUUUAUUUGAUAUCAGCAGCAUCAAUGCUACGCUCAUUCUCUGUUCAAGUUUGAAUUCUUUGUAGAUGUUUUGCGAGAUUAAUUACGUCAUUUUGAAAAUACUUUAGGGUUUCUGCAAUAGCAAUAAAACAUGUCUCACACCAUUUAUUUAGGAAUACAAUAUUUAAAAAAAAUGCAGUCAUAAUGUGCUAAAAAUAUUAUUUUUGUUUCACAUAAUUGUAAAUAUUAUCAAGAGUUAGAGAUGUCAAUAUUAUGUUUAAGCUUUGCAAAGUGUAACUAAAGGGUAUGUUUAUUGAAUACAUGGAGAAGAUAACUUUUUUUUAUUUAAUCAGUUAUUUGCUUUGGUUCACGACACUAUAAAAAGAGUAUAUGCCGGUCUAAUUCACGCUUAAGUGACUGUUCGCGUUCCAUUCAAAGCUGCUUUCCCACUGAAGUAAAAUAUUAUCCAAUUUGUGUGUUUGUGUACACACUGACGGCCACAAAAACAUCAACGGUGUAAUCUGAGAUCAGUUGGUCGUGAGUAAGAUUGUAAAACACCCUCUUAAAUCCUGGAGCGCAUCCGACAUUUAGAAUUGAACCACACUUUCUUUUGUUUACUCUAUUUCUGGUGGGGCCAAAAUGCCGUUCAUAGCAAAGUCCAGUAGGCAUCGCUUAACGGCAGCCGGGGCACAUUAAGAAGGAGGACAUCGUCCUUCCCACCGUGUCCCUCCCCCCCGACCCCGUUUAGUCCCCCAUCUCCUUUCAGUUAUAAAAGAAUUGAGACAUAACACUCAGAAAGUACCAGCUACACUGCCUUCAGUAUCACACGCCCGUUUGGACUCAUUGGUUGCUAUUGGUGAGCAACAGCGACGGAGACAGAGACAGGGACAGGGACAGAAAGAGACAAAAGACAGGAAGGCGACGGUGAGUGGAAGUGGCACUGUAAAUCUUACUUUAGCCGGCAUUGCGUUUCUCACAGAGGACUCGUCUCGUGGUUCCACGAUAGCCACGCAGAUUAAUAUAUUUUUGUAGCAUGAUGUCAAUCCCUCUUCCGAGAAAAAGAACAGAAAACUGACGCAAAUGUGAAACGAAUGCUUCUGUUUUGUCUUGAAACAUUGCUUGCUCUUUUUUUUCUUUUAACUUAUUAAAAAACACACACACACAUUUGAAGUAGAUGCUUCUUCUCUGAUGUGGCAACAUUGAGGUUUCACAACAGUCCAUGUUAGAUUACGUUAAUGUAGCAAUAUUAAUUAGCAAGGGCUUUUCUUAGGACCUGAACACGACAGUCUGGGGCGGAUAUCCGUUGUAGCUUUACACUGACCCCUCUCCACUUGGGUUUGUCUUCUCGAUUUUGGUCAAAGAUAAGAUCUUUCGCCGUUUCCAGCCCGGCUUACGGAGCCUUCGGGUUCCCACACUACUUGUUUCACAAAACUCCACAUUUCUGGUUGGGGUGUGUUGUGUUGUGUCAUUGUGGGUGUGCUUUUUUUUUUUUUAAUAUGUUUUACAGGACGCUGAACGGGUUAUAUGACAUGUAAGAAUCCUGCAGAACUCUCUGAGCGCAGUGGUGAAGGGAUCACGCUACCGCCAGAGGAAUGCGAUAAAGAGGCCCCCCCCCUCUGGUUGUUGCUAAUUUUUUAUGAUUUGCAUCAUCAUUAUGACCAACGCUGAACCGAUCCCCUGACGGCAUACCUCUUUGCAGGUCUACCGUUAACAGCCACUUAAACUAAAGGCAGAGGCUCACGGAACUGCAGAGUUCAGGAAGAAGGGUUGUAUAAAGAUAUUUGAAUUCUAAACUAGUGUAUUUAUGUUUAUUAUCAUGAAGAAAAAAGCUAUAUAUACAUAUGUAAAAUACAUAAUGCAUACAGUAUUUGAUUCUAUUAAUGAAGUUACUAGCUAAGAUGAUGAUGAAUAUUGUUUGUAUAUCAACUAUUGUUAUGCAUUUUGCACAUUUAGAGAAACAAUAACAUUACAUUUCUGUAGUCAGCUUUGUGCUAUGCAAGGACAGCUUCGAACCCCAUCAUCCACCUUCUCUCCCUGCCCAUUGUGUUGCAGAUUUACAAGCUAUUAUGAACAAAAAAAAAAGGAAAUAAAAAUAAGCUUAGCUUUCACACCAGCUGCUCAACUGCUAGCUUUUUUUCUUUUUCUUGUAUAAACCACGGCCGCACAGGGUGACGUGGAAGAAAACAGUGGAACAUCUCUUUUGUUGGCGCUUUGUGGUUGAAGGGAAAACGGCUUUUUAUUUUUUGAUUGCACUUUUUCUCCAGAGACAUGCAAUAAAGUGAUCAGACUAAAAUAACCAGGAGCAAAACUGUAACAAGAUCAACUUAACGAUAUUCUGUUCAUUUCUUGAGCUUGUUUGUCAUUACAAAAAUGGAGGCAGGUGAAGAGGUCCCUUUGCUAAGUGGACGGUUCUGGUUAUCUUUUGCUCUCCAAAGCUUUACGAUAUUACAGGGUGAGAGAGUUUGACUUUGCGAGAGUAAGUGAAUUUUGUAAACUUUUCAGUCGGGAAAAAUCUUUGCUUAAGCCCCUUUCUUGUACUCCGAGCAGGAUCAACCAAAUGCUCCGGACCGUUACAGAUGUGUGUUUUUGAGCCAGGUCUGGUUUCGUUACGUUUGAUGCUCCGGAGAGAGAAUGUGAAAUAUGAGGCACAGUGCAAUCAUGAGCUUCCAGCUUUUACCCUCACGUUCAUAUGCAGGUAUGCGUACAUGUAAAUAUCACAUCUGUAGGCACAUCUGGUAUUUCUUUCAUUAUGUUUGAUGCGAGUUCCAUGGCAGUUCUCAGCAGCACUUGCUUUUCAACAUUGAGUCUUUGGUUAUUCCUAGAUACCUACUGGAGUUUUUCUUGUAUUUUUAUCAAGCAACAUAUGUUCUGAUUUUCACUGAAAUGUAAAAAAAAAAAAACUAAUUUUCUAAAGCACAAAAGUUGAAUAAGGAAAGACAAACUAGAGUGAGACUGUCUACAUACGGACAUUGAGAAACACACGUUCAAAUGACACACUUAACACACAUAGACACACACAGACACACACACACACGCAGGAAUGUGUUGAUAGUCCAAUGAUACUGGGAAAUGACGAACCUCCUGUAAAUGUUUUAUUUUGUUUCUUUCGGUUAUGAUAUGGCCCUGUAGAAUCUGAUUCUCUGCAUUAGUCUUUAAAUAAAAAGAAAACAACUGAAA